Molecule: messenger RNA, 1186 nt
Organism: Aplosporella prunicola CBS 121167
Lineage: Eukaryota; Fungi; Ascomycota; Dothideomycetes; Botryosphaeriales; Aplosporellaceae
Exons: 1
Coding region: 150-1088 (312 amino acids)
Source: RefSeq, a predicted model, not a curated record
AUACCGCCUCUACUGUAUCUCGCCCGAGGGGGCCACAAGGCAAGCAUGCUUGCGGGCCAAAGUUUCAACGGGGCUCGCACUGUCCUCGCUCUGGUGUUGGCAGCCCUCCCAGGUCCUAAAAAUGGUCAGAGGAUCGCGAGGAUCGGCGCAUGGGGGCCAUCCGCGCACCACGACCCUCACCGAGGGCCACGAGGGCCACGAGGGCCAUGAGGGCCAUGAGGGCCGUUUCGAUGUAUAUAAGACCACGAGGACAGACUCCAGAGCAGACCAGAACCAGAACAACAAACACUCUCACAGCUUCCGACUCCAGCCAAGGACUCGACACACUCUCUUCAAACCAACCACAAACAACCAGCCAACCGAACAACCAACCAAACCCAAACACUCCCUCACUUUUUUUUUUUACAAUCUUCACAAUGCACUUCAACAACUUCUUCGCUCUCAUGCUCAUCGGCGGCAUCUCCGCCGUCACUGCCGCCCCGGCCCCGCCGGCGCCCACCACCAGCGGCCUUGAGCAGCGCGCCGUCGUCCCCACGCAGAGCAGCCAGCCCAUCGAGUCCCACCUCAAGAGGCAGGAGGACACGACCGCCGACGACGGCAGCUACGACGACACCACCGGCACCACCGACGGCACCACCGACACCGGCAACUACUACCAAAACCCCUGGGAAGACCCCAACACCUACAUCAACAUGGCCCAGCUCUUUGUCGAUGCCCAUGGCAACAUCGUCUCUUCCAAGGCUGAGGGCGCCCACCACCCCUCUGAGGCCGAGAUCCAGACUCUCAGCCAGCAGCACCACACUGCCACGGCCGCCGCCGCGCACCACACCCCCGCCGCCACCCCCGCCCACGACAACACGGCCGCGGAGAAGAAGAAGCAGGAGGAGGCUGCGGCGGAGAAGAAGAAGCAGGAGGCCGCCGCCGCCGAGAAGAAGAAGGAGGAGGCCGCUGCUGCCGAGAAGAAGAAGGAAGAGGAGGCGGCCAAGAAGAAGGCCGAAGAGGAAGCUAAGAACAAGUGCAAGCGGGACCCCAAGGGCGGCAAGCACAGCGGCGGCAGCAGCAGCAGCCACAGCAGCGGCAGCUGCUAAGCGCGCCCUGCACGGCAUCGCAUGGCUUUACCUAGGGACGGGAACGCACUCUCCGCACCGGGUCCCGGUUGCCCUGCCCCGCCUCGCCUUGUCUCGGC